Messenger RNA from Aedes albopictus (Asian tiger mosquito), 2128 nucleotides. RefSeq lists its product as uncharacterized. Lineage: Eukaryota; Metazoa; Arthropoda; Insecta; Diptera; Culicidae. Bases 15 to 1964 code for a protein of 649 amino acids. The record is from RefSeq and is a predicted model, not a curated record. Gene Ontology annotation, cellular component: membrane. Gene Ontology annotation, molecular function: ligand-gated monoatomic ion channel activity. The transcript is spliced from 8 exons.
GAUUGGUUCUAAAGAUGUUGUCCUCGUUUCAAUCCAAAAUUGCGUUAGUAAACUUUUUGCGCCAAAUAAUUUUGACAUAUUUUGCGAGCGAAAACUACUGUACCGUUAUCUACUACGAUCAGUAUCAGCUCGAUUCCCAGAAAGAAUGUGAUCAGCACUGUGAAUUUAUGUUGGCAAUUGAGGUCGCAUUGGUACAGAUGAAUGUUGAACAUGCCGUUAUGUGGAUCACUUCUUCGGAGAGCUCUGAUGAUAUUCUAGAAAGUGCCAUUGAAAACGGAUGUCAAUCCUACAUAGUGGCGACCAAUGAUGUAAUCAAGUUUUUGGAAAUGAAGUUGAUGAUAAAAGAAACUACAGUUCAACGGAUUCGCGAUAAAAAUUUUCUGUUUUUCGUCGAUGAUGUCUAUCUUAAUGGUGAUGAAUGGAUUAUUAGAGAAGCAAUGAAAUUUUAUCCUAAUUUGUGGUUUGCAAUGCCAUCCGGAAAUGACAAGCUGGAGUUCUACUCGCAAGACUAUUCAAUCACGAAUACGACAAAACUGCAAUUGGUUCAAAGUUACAACAUCACUGCCGGUGAUGAGGUUGUGAACGGUACGCUAUUCUACGAUAAGUUGUUUGAUUUGGGAGGCAGAACGAUUCCGAUGGCAGUGGCAGAAUAUGUACCCUAUUGCAUAACGACCGAUGUUGGCGCCCACAAUGGCAAUGCUGAUGCAUUCAACUCAACUGAGUCGAAGGAAUUAUUCCUGGAAGGAUUGGAGGGCAGUUUGAUUGUGGAAUUUUGCCGGAAUCGUAACUGUAACAUUCUGCUGUGGCCGUAUGGACCCAGUGAUUGGGGAGAUAUUUUCGAGAAUGGAUCUGGUUAUGGUGAAAUUUAUUCCACGUACACCAAACAAACCGAAUUUUCGUUUUGCUGCUUGUACUACAAUUGGUACCUUCACCUUCUCGAUGGCAGCCAAUAUGUGGCUAAAUCAACCAUAACUGCAUUGGUACCAGGUGCGACGCUUCUUCCAACAUCCCUAACUGUUAUAUAUCCAUUCUCGAAAACUGUUUGGCUUUCCAUUUUCAUAAUGAUGGUGUUGAUGACUGGAGUUCAUCAUUUCAUUACCACCCUCAAUUUAAGACAUCUGGAUAGCGAUGCUGCCCAACCGCCGGUAGAAAAGUCGCUAUUCGAUAUGAUUUCCAUUUACUUAGACCAAGGAAUUUUCCCUAACACUGCUCAUUCAUCGUAUCGCGUCUUGAUCUGCUUUAUCCUUUUAUCGGGAGUUGUCCUCAGCAAUUCUUAUGCCAGCGGUUUAGCCAGCGUGCUGACGAUUCCCAGAUAUGGUAAAUCUAUAGAGACAAUUCAUGAAUAUAGUCAAACGCCCUAUCGAUGGGGAGCUCCCGCCAUUGCUUGGGUUUUGUCACUUCUGGGAGUUGAAAGCCAUGACAUCAAAAGCGUCGUUGAUAAGUUCGACAUCAUCCCGGACGAAGAGCAACUUCAUCGGCGAUCCUUGGCAGGGGACUACGGACUCGGGGUGGAACUACUCAACGGCGGAAGUUAUGCUUUCGGAUCCUUCAUCCGGGAGGACAACGUUCGAUCGUUCGAUAUUUUGAAGGAAGAGUUCUACUUCACCUAUACAAUCGGAUACGCCCAACGAGGAUGGCCCCUCAUGGAAUAUUUCAAUAAGUUUAAUCUGGAAACGAUUCAGUUUGGGUUUGUCAUUCAUUGGGAGAGGCGAACGGUUCGGAAGUACUUGAGCCACCGGGUGCAGGAAGCUCUGGUGGAGAUUGCUGCUGGACACAAUGAGGACGACGAAUUUGGUCCACUGUCCACACAGCACAUCGUAGGGCCGAUGAUUAUUCUGGGAAUAGGGCUUUCGGCUGCGUUGGUUGUGUUUGUUUGUGAGCUUAUUUUUGCUUCUCUAUGUCGUCGUUAUAGAAAGCGGACUGUGAAGAAGUUUAAAACCUCAAGAUUACAUGUUCAAGAUUGAAAACAAAAAAGUUAUUUAAAUACUUGAUUUGGCAAGCUAGAUUUAUUAGUUAAAAUUUGCAGCAAACAAAAAAGAAAUGCAACACUAGAUCUUUAUGAGUCAAAUCAUCUUCUGCUUCGUAAAUAUAUCGACAAACCACAAAAUCUUGGUACGUAUCAUGUAGA